UCCACAUUUUCCGGCCCUUUUCAUUCAUGGUCACUUCGUCCUGUCUCUCCGCCUCACUCGCGAAUACAUCCGCCGAUCGCCGCCAGGAAAUCGAAAACCCUCGGUCACCAUUCCCAGAUUCGUAAGAAGAGUGUGUCGCGUUCAUAUAGUUUCGAGAGACGAAUGGCUCUCUCGGCGGCCGACGUCCAGACCGUGUACUCGCUCCUUUCCAAUGCUCUGAGCCUCGACGAGUCGGCCCGCAAGCCGGCGGAAUCCGCCCUCGCCCAGUGCGAGAACCGCCCGGGAUUCUGCUCUUGCCUUCUUGAGAUCGUCGCGGCGAGGGAUUCGGGUUGCCGAGAUGACGUUCGCCUCCUGGCCUCCGUGUAUUUUAAGAACAGCAUCACUCGCUACUGGAGGCACCGCCGUGAUACCACGGGCAUUAGCAAUGAUGAGAAAAAUCAUAUAAGAAAGAAGUUGCUGUUACACUUGCGAGAAGAAAAUACUCAGAUAGCACUUCAGUUGGCUGUACUUGUAGCGAAAAUUGCACGUAUUGAUUACCCAAAAGAGUGGCCAGAGCUCUUUUCUUCUUUGGCACAACAACUCCAAUCAGCUGACAUGCUAGCUUCACAUAGGGUGUUCAUCGUUUUGUUUCGAACUUUAAAAGAAUUGUCAACAAAACGUCUUAGUUCAGAUCAGAGGACCUUCCAAGAGAUCGCCUCACAGUUGUUUGAGUACACUUGGAACCUUUGGAAGAAUGAUAUACAUACUAUACUGCAAAGCUUUUCUACUAUUUCGCAAUCCAUUACCAUGAACUCAUUGGUGGAACAAGGACAUGAUUUGCUUUUGGUUUGUGAAAGAUGGUUUCUGUGUCUGAAGAUCAUUCGCCAACUGAUUAUUUCUGGGUAUCCUAGUGAUACAACAACUGCACAGGAGGUCCCGCUGGUGAAGGAAGUUUGUCCAGUGCUCUUGAAUGCCAUUCAAUCAUUUCUUCCCUAUUACUCUUUAUUCCAGGAACGACAAGUUAGAUUAUGGGACUUCACAAAACGAACAUGUACAAAAUUAAUGAAAGCAUUAGUUGCAGUGCAAUCCAAGCAUCCAUAUUCAUUUGGUGACCAAGCCAUCCUUCCAGCUAUAGUUGAUUUUAGCUUGAAUAAGAUAACAAAUGCAGAACCCACAGUUUCAUUUUUUGAGCAGUUUCUGAUUCAGUGCAUGGUUUUGGUUAAGUCUGUAUUAGAGUGUAAAGAAUACAGGCCGAGCCUCACUGGUCGUGUGAUCAAUGAAAGUGAGGGCUCCUUGAGUUUGGAGCAAAGGAAGAAAAACAUUUCCACAGCUGUUGCUGGCAUACUUAAAACCAUUUUGCCAAGUGACCAUGUCAUACUGCUGUGUAAUAUAUUGAUAAGAAGGUACUUCAUUUUCUCGGCAAAAGAUAUGGAUGAAUGGUAUCAGAAUCCUGAACAAUUUCACCAUGAUCAAGAUAUGGUUCAGUGGACAGAUAAACUUAGGCCAUGUGCUGAAGCAUUAUAUAUUGUCCUCUUUGAGAACUAUAAACAAAUCCUGAGUCCUGUAGUUAUUUCCAUUCUUCGUGACGCGAUGAGUAGCUCCCCACCAUUAGAAACCGAAAUAUCUUCUGCAAUGCUUCUAAAAGAUGCUGCUUAUAGUGCUGCUGGGCAUGUUUAUUAUGAGCUCUCUAGUUACCUCGACUUCAGUGAUUGGUUUCAAGGAUCUCUGGCUAUUGAACUUUCCAACAACCAUCCAAAUAUGCGCAUUCUUCAUCGAAAAAUUGCAUUCAUUCUUGGACAGUGGGCUUCUGAGAUUAAAGAUGACACUAGAAAGCAGGUGUACCAUGCUUUAAUCAGAUUGCUUCAGGACAAUGACAUUGCUGUUAAACUUGCUGCCUGUCGGUCUUUAUGCUAUCUUGUUCAGGACACUAAUUUUUCUGAAAAUGAAUUUUUCGAGCUUCUACCAGCAUGUUGGAACUCAUGUUUCAAGUUGAUGGAAGAAGUUCAAGAGUUUGACUCGAAGGUACAAGUGUUGAAUUUGAUUUCUGUUCUAAUUGACCAUGUCGGGGACAGAAUUUCGCCUUAUGCACAUCAAUUGUCCAAUUUUUUCUGCAAGAUCUGGGAGGAGUCAGCUGGUGAAAGUUUACUGCAAAUUCAGCUUCUAGUAGCACUUAGAAAUUUUGUCGGUUCUCUUGGUUACCAGUCGUCGAUUUGUUAUACAAUGCUUCUACCUAUUCUGAAGAGUGGAAUUGAUGUUGAUAGCCCUGAUUCUCUCAAUCUUCUAGAGGACAGUGUCUUGCUAUUGGAAGCAACACUUUCGAAUGCUCCAUCAAUGAUGCCUCAAUUGCUAGAUUUCUUCCCAUAUCUGGUGGUUAUACUUGAAAGAAGCUUUGACCAUUUGCAGGUGGCUACUAGUAUUAUUGAGGACUACAUUAUCUCUGGUGGCGUAGAGUUUCUCAAUAGGCAUGCUUCAAGUCUAGCUAAACUACUUGAUGGAAUUGUUGGGAAUGUUAAUGAGAAGGGGCUGCUUUCAACUCUUCCAGUCAUUGAUAUCCUGGUCCAGUGCUUUCCUAUGGAGGCCCCUCCAUUGAUUGCUGGAGUUCUUCAGAAACUCAUCCUUAUAUGUUUGAGCGAAGAAGAUGAUCAUAAUCCUUCUAGGACAGCAGUGCGUGCUUCUUCUGCAGCCAUUCUUGCCAGGGUCUUGGUGAUGAAUACCAAUUAUUUUGCUCAGUUAGCAUCUGAAUCAUCCCUUGCUAUGGGCCUUCAACAAGCAGGACUUCCCAUCAACCAGAAUAUACUUCUUUGUUUGACUGAUAUAUGGGUUGAUAAGGUAUAGCACUUGAAAUACAAGUAGUUUUGGAGAGACAAACCUCUUUUGGAUAAUUCUCACAGGAAUCUGUUCCUCUGUAGUUUAGAACGGCAUCAUGGCCACUGAAGUUCUCUUCUGGGGAUGAGCUUGUUUAUCCUUUGGGAUGGUUCAAAGCUCAAGCAUCUCACUUGGUGUCUUCCUCUUCUGUUUGAGAUAUUUCUUUUCUACUGAAGUAUAUGGAAUUACCUUCUCAAAUACCCAGACCAUAUAUUACUAAAAUACUUUCAAAUAUCAUCUCUCUCUCUCUCUCUCUCUCUCUCUCUCUCUCUCUCUCUCUCUCUCUCCAGGAAGUCCCUUGUAAAUUUUAUUAGCAUCUCUAGAAUUUUCAUGUGGAUAGCACGGGAACUUUAUUCACUUUGGUGAAAUUUUACUGAAGGGAAGGUGUUCCUCUGAUUUCCUGGUCUGCCUUGCUAAUAUUGACAGAUUAUAUACAUUUUUGUAGUCAUUUAGCAACAGAUGUCUGAAGGUAAAUAAUAAAUUGUUUCAAGUUUCCGCUCCGAAACUUCUUUGCAGGACCUUUCGGGAUAUUGGAGGCAUUUUAUGCCACCUGUUUGGCAGUUUAUUUUUGGAUGAUUUUACUAUGCCUAUUUGCUGGUUUCUUUUGAAGGCUAGAAACUCAGAUAUCAAGAUUAAGGACGCUGUAGUUUUUUAUCUUAUUAAAAGGUAGUCUAGUAGUUUUUUCAUGUGAAAAUUAUUAUUCAAAGGAAGAAACUCUAUACCUAUCUUUUCUUCUUUGUUCUGUAAGUCGUGUUGUGUGUUGUUUGCUGUGCUUUGGUAUUUACUUUUUUUUUCUCUUUUUUAUCUUCCAUAAUCCUUUUAUUUUCUUUCUGAAAUGAGUUCCUGUAGUAUUUUGCCACUUUUAAAAGGGUCAUUUUUUUGAAGAGGGAUUUUUUCAUGAUUCUUAAGAAAAGGGCUCAUGGACAAACACAAGUUUGCUAUAUAACACAUAAAUGGGGUUUGGGCAUCAGUGAAAUUUGACCUUAUAUAAUUUGCAAUGGUGAUAUCAGUGAUGAGCCUAAUGUCCCUUACUACAGUCCAAGCUUCUCUACAAAUGUCCACACUUUUCAUGAUCCUCUUACGGUAUACAGACACAUUGAGAAAGUAAGAAAGGAAACUAGCAUGUUGAAGUUGUGCCUUGUUAUAGAACAUUGGAUGGAGAUUAGGAUAUGGGAAGUAGAUGAGAAGCCACCUAAAUGGAAUUCGGCGGCUAGAAUCUGUCUCUGCAGAGAGUUGAGGUGGUGCUGUGGGACUUGUUCAUUUAUAAAUUUCAACAGUUGACAGUCUAAAGAUUACAGCAACAGAGUGUUUAUAAAAUUGCUGGUUCACCGAAUAUUAAAUGCUGUGAGCGGUUUUUCUAUUUGCUGGUUUUAAGGCAUAGUCGAAACUGGCUAAGUAUUUAUAGGGUUAAGCCAGUUUUACUGGUCUGUCCAGUCUAAAUUCCAGAACAUUGGAACAAACUAUUUCUUUGAUUCAUCAAAUAUUGAUUAUAGCUUAAUGAAUAUUACAAAUCACAGUUAAUGGUUAAUUCCCUCUUUGAAUUUGGCUUAUUAAUAUGAAAUAUUGCAUUGUUCAGCGAUGUAAUUUAUUCUUGAAAUUGCUACUUCUAAAGGCUUUGGCUUAUCUUCUACAUGUUUUUUUUUGU
Musa acuminata subsp. malaccensis (wild Malaysian banana) is the source of this 4489-nucleotide messenger RNA. The record is from RefSeq and is a predicted model, not a curated record. Lineage: Eukaryota; Viridiplantae; Streptophyta; Magnoliopsida; Zingiberales; Musaceae.